Fundulus heteroclitus (mummichog) is the source of this 3193-nucleotide messenger RNA. RefSeq names its product probable E3 ubiquitin-protein ligase HERC4. Gene Ontology annotation, biological process: ubiquitin-dependent protein catabolic process; protein ubiquitination. The transcript has 24 exons. Gene Ontology annotation, molecular function: ubiquitin protein ligase activity. The record is from RefSeq and is a predicted model, not a curated record. NCBI's taxonomy places the organism in Eukaryota, Metazoa, Chordata, Actinopteri, Cyprinodontiformes, Fundulidae. The coding region runs from base 1 to 3132 and encodes 1043 amino acids.
AUGACACUGGUAGUAAUCAGGCCUGGGGGUUUCGUUUCUGGCUCACAGCUGAGCAGCAAAACAAAACAUCAGCUGUUGGUCCCGGCGAGGCUCACAGAGACGAUGUUUGCGUGGGGAGAGGACUGCCAGCGUGGUUUCUGGCUGAAAGGAGACUCCAGCAGCGCAGAUGAAGGAGUCCAUCAUUUAAAUGUCGGCUACAACGUUGCGGACCUGUCGGCAGGUCGCAGCGUGCUGGCCUUCGUUAAAAGCAACGGGAACGCGUUCGUUUUGCGCACUCAUGAGAGCAAAGAUGGAAACAGAGUCAGAGGGAAACAGAAGUUUGUGAAAUGUAAGGAGAAGAUUGAGGCCGUGAGCUGUGAAGAUGAUGUUGUAACGCUGCUGUCUGAGAGAGGCUCAGUUUUCUGUGUGGACACGACUGACACUCCGUACACGCCCAGGAUUUUGGUUGCUUUCUCUAGCAUACCAGUGGUACAGGUUGCUUGUGGGAGCCAGCAUUCAGUUGCCCUGACAAAAGAGUGUCAGGUGUACACAUGGGGCCUUGACUCCAGGGGUCAGCUGGGUCUGGGGAAGAGAAGUUCAGGAGCCAGAUCUCCUCAACAUGUCAGAUCCCUGUGGUCCGUUCCCGUGGUCCGGAUCUCAGCAGGAGGAGACCAGAGCUUCGCCCUCUCCGUGUCUGGAGGCGUGUUCGGCUGGGGCAGAAACAACUGCGGACAGCUCGGACUGGGAGACACAAAAGACAUAUAUUCGCCCACUUGUGUCAGCAGUUUGAAUCUGAAGAAAACGUGUGACAUUUGCUGUGGAAAGGACCACACGGCCAUUUUGACUAAGCACGGGGCGGUGUUCACAUUCGGCUCUGGUCAGUAUGGACAGCUUGGACACAACUCCUCGCAAAAUGAACUCCACCCUCGACUUGUUGCUGAACUUUGGGGGGUGAAAGUUAUCAGGAUUGCAUGCGGAAGAUAUCACACAUUAGUUUUGACGGAAAGCCGUAAGGUCUACGCCUUUGGUUGUGGAGAGCAAGGUCAGCUGGGGAACAGAAGAGAAAGCAAUCCGUCUGUGCCGCUGCCUGUUCUUCUACCUCACGUUUCAGACUCAACUCAUCCCAAAAUUGGGACCAUCUUUGCUGGAGAAAACUGUUCAUUUGCUACCUGUUCUUCUGACGAGGACCUGAAGAAAAAUUUAGAUGCUAACAGAGUCAUCGAAGCAACUCAGCACGAUCUAGGGGUCAUGGUUGAUAACUGGACCUCCAAAUGUGACGAAAAGUCGUGGAAAAAGAUAAAACAGGAAAUCCGCAGAACUUUUUCAUCGGCAUCCUGUCUGAAUAAAAGCUUCCUUGUACAAAGAGAUAAACAUUUCCAGACCUCGCCAAAGUACCAUGGUCUGAACCUAAAACUGGCUCGACGGUAUUUUAAAAAACUGGUGAAGACGGAAGAUGUUUGGGAAGAGGUGGAAGCUGCGGUUCUGCAUUUGCUCCCCCUCCUUCAUAAGAACCCAGUCGGAGUGGAGUGUCUGAGGAUAUUUCUGCUCCUCAAUGAGCUUCUUCAUGUCAUCCAGAAAUACAGAAAGCAGAAUGACAGCCAGCUCGCUGAGAUGGUUGCCGCUGCUGUAACAGGCCUGUCGAGGAAAAGCCUUGAGGUUUUAGGAGAGUGGUGGUCGUCGCUGUCGCCAUCCAGCAUGGAGAGAUAUGUGAGCGUGUGGAAGCAAGCACUCUCUGAGAUUUUGUCCGAAGAGAACGCUCCUCGCAGUUCUGGUGUCAGAAACCUGCUUCAAGUCCUUCAGUACAUGUACAAUGUUAACAGCAGGGUUUCAGAGUCUCGAAGACUACCAGAAAGUUAUUUUUAUUUGUUAAUCAACCAGGACUUUCUGUUUGAUGAAGUGCAAAUAUGGCGUUUAAAAUCAAUGCGCAGGUACGUGCGUGCUGAGCCACUUGUACUGUGCAACUUCCCGAUUGUGAUGGAUCUACAAGCAAAGAAACUGGUUUUUGACACAAAUACAGAUCUCACCCGGGAGGAGUUUCAGUUGUCUAUUUUUGAUCAGUUUCUUAUGGACAUGUUUGCGGACUUUGGAUGGUGUUACCCUAACUCUCCGUUCUUGCUACUGAACCUUAACCGAGCAUCAGUGUUAAAGGGCACAUUCAAACAGCUGGCUGCUAUCGAUCCGAGAGACUACAAGAGGGAACUUGUGGUGUUUUUUGACGAGAACUAUGAAAUUGACAAUGUCUACAAAAAAGACUUUUUUCAUGAAGUCUUUCAUGAGUUGCUGUCUGCUGAAUCUGAGAUGUUCAUGUUCAAUGAUUCCCAAACACUGGCAUGGUUCUCCUCCAAAGCUUCACACGAGGACGAGCGUUUCUACCUGUUUGGGGUUCUGUGUGGACUGGCUUUGUACAACCACAUGAUCGUUUACCUGCCCUUCCCGCUGGUGCUGUUCAAAAAGCUGCUCGGCAUGAGACCCUCCCUGGACGAUUUGAAAGAAUUCAGCCCAAUCGUUGGCAAGAGUAUGCAGUGCAUCCUGGAUGAAUAUACAGAUGAAGACCUGGAGUACAUGUAUUUUUCAAUGCCCUGGGACGAAACUGAGGUGGCCCUUGAUCCUGAAAAUCCAGAAAAGCAACUGACUAGUGAAAACAAGCAAGAGUUUGUGGAUGCCUUUGUGAACCACGCCUUCAACGCCUCUGUGGAGAUUGCGUUUGCAGAGUUCAGGCGAGGUUUCUUCCAAGUGUGCGACCGGGAUUUGGUGAGACUUUUCAGGCCAAAGGAACUGCAAGAAAUCCUUGUGGGAAAGGAUUUCCACGACUGGGAAAAGCUGAAACAGAACACAGUUUAUGAGGGCGAGUACAAUGCCGACCACCCCAUCAUACAGAUGUUUUGGGAGGUUUUUGACGAGCUAACAGAGAAUCAGAAGAAAACAUUUCUGUGGUUUGUCACUGGAUUUGAACGGGUUCCUGUUCUUGGCUUGGAUACGAUAAAGAUGAAAAUCAAAGUUAAACACUUCCAGGAUCUCUCCCAGGACCAGUAUUAUCCUGCGACACACACGUGUUUCUCCACCCUGGAGCUGCCGCUGUAUUCAACCAAACAAAUCAUGCAAAGCAAACUAACAGAGGCGCUGAGCAACAAAAGGAUCAGUCAAUGCGUUUGAUUCGCCACAAUAACCUGACUGCAUCUUUACUGAGGGAUGGAGACCUUUUUUUAGUCACCAA